AGGCCGGGGAGGGUGGGAGGGAGGGGUGGGAAGGAGGCGAGGAAGGGGCGGCAGCGGCUGAGUAGCCUGAGGAGGCUGAGGGAGCGGAGGCGGCGACGGUGGCGGCGAAGGAGAACACGAACACUGGGUCCAGGCAGCCGCGGCGCGCCCAGCCGGGCCGGAGGGCAUGUGACUGCCGGGCGUCGGGGGCGCUCCAUCCUUCCCACCAUCCGUCCCUCACCUCCUGGGCUCCUCCCCCGCUGACCCGGCGGUCGCUGGGCCCGGCCCGGGGGCGGCGGCGGCGGUGACCCGAGCCGGACCCGCAGCCGCGACCUCCCCUGGAUUCUGUCAACUUUCAAGAACAAAUGUGCCCUAUAACUCAUGGAAGAAAAACUACAAGUCAAGACAUCUUUGGGUUCCAAGUUGCCGAAGUAUGGAGCAAAAUCUAUAGGCAGCACCCUGCAAUCAGUGCCGAAUGGGACAGCUGUUAACUUAUCAGGGAAUUCUUCAAGUAGCAGUGGCAAAAAUUUCGUCAAGCACAAUGGCUCUAUUAAUAUGUCUUCCUAUUCCUUUAACUGGAGAAAGUCAAAUAAAUACCAACUCAAUGAGCAAAGUACUAGGGAUUCUCACUCUACCCAUAAUUCAUGUGGCAAACUAGUUGACCCUGAAAAACAUGUUAAUACUCAAGAAACAUUUGGUAAAAGUGGAUUAAAGAGGGAUUUGAAGAGUGUUUCUUUACUUACAUCAAAGAUAGCAAAGCCAUCCAAUAUGUUUGUUUCAUCUUCAGAGGAGUUAAACCAAAAGACUUUGUGUGGACUAUCUAGUUCAGGUAAAUUCACCAAAGCAUCAUUAUUAGGAAGGACUUCAUAUUCUUCACUUAGUGCUCCAAAACCACAGUUAAAUGGAUUUUAUGGAAAUAGACCAACUAUAAGUAUGCAGAGGCCUAGAGCAAACUCCUGUACCACCAGAAACAGUUCUGGAGAAAGUUUAGCACAGUCCCCAGACAACAUUAAAUCUUUUACCUGUGAAAAAAUAGUACGGUCACAGAGUUUUUCACAUUCCAUUCAAAAGUCUUUCCUUCCACUUUCAUCCAUAACUAGAUCACAUUCCUUCAACAGGGCUGCAGAUCUUGCAAGGCCUUAUCAAAACCAACAGUUGUCCAUCAGAGUGCCUCCAAGGUCAAGUAUGCAGUCAAAAAAUGUACGAUCAGAGGUUCUCAAUAGAAAUGAACAUUUAACAUUUGGAUUUAAUAGGCCCUAUGCUGCUUUUUCUGGCUCUGGUUUAAAGAAGUCGGCUUUACCAAAUGGCUCAGGGGUGACAUCUUUUGAUUAUAGGCUGGGUCGAACCUCUUUACUGAGCCCAAACAGACCACAAUUUACUGGGAAGAUUAUAGAGGAUGAUAAUAAAAAUUCAGCUGCUGACAGAUGUGUAUUGGAGGAUUCCUCAGUUUUGAGUAAUGAUGGAAUUAUUGAGAAGGAAGAAGACUCAAUAGAAAAUUAUAGUACUAGAACAGAAAGUAGCCAGGGCAUAAAUGAUAACAUGCUGGAAGAUAAUGCAAAAGUCAGAUACCUGAGUGAUGAUGUGGAUGAAAUAUCCCUUUCAUCUUUGUCUUCUUCUGAUAAGAAUGAUUUGAGUGAAGACUUUAGUGAUGAUUUUGUAGAUAUAGAAGACUCAAACAGAACUCGAGUAACCCCAGAGGAAGUCUCACUCAAAGAGGAAAAUCUUGGAAGUGUUCCACUAGUGGAUCCAUUUGAUUCUCUGAAAGAAAGUGAAAAACCUUUCAGUAAAACUGAUGAAUGGAUAGAUAUCAGUGUGCCAGUAGAAGACAAGAAUGAAUGCACCAAGCACACUUCAGGAAAUAAUCUGAUUUCUCCAGAUAUGGAUUACAGAGCUAGUUCUUCAUUUGAGCUCUCCCCAUCUGAUAGCUCGGAUGGAACAUACAUGUGGGAUGAAGAGGGUUUGGAACCCAUUGGAAGUGUCCAUCCGUGUGGAAGUUAUGAGUCUUCAGAAAUGAACAGCAUAGAUAUCCUGAACAAUCUUGACUCAUGUGACCUUGAAGAUGAUGAUCUCAUGCUUGAUGUGGACCUGCCUGAGGAUGCACCUCUCGAAAAUGUGGAGUGUGAGAAUAUGAACCGCUUUGAUGGAUCGGACAGAAAUGUUCGACAGCAUCAGGAAGGCUUUUGGAAAAGGCCGCCCCAGAGAUGGAGUGGCCAGGAACACUACCGCCUGAGCCACAGUGACAGCUAUCAUCAACAUGGGAAAACGGACCUGAGCAGAGGAUCUCCCUAUAGGGAAUCUCCUCUGAGUCAUUUUGAAAGCUACAGGGGAAGCAGUCUCUACCAGGGUCCUCGGAUGUUGGUAGACGUACCUGAACAUGCUGUGAUGCUUGAUGAAAUGACUCUUCGGCACAUGGUCCAGGACUGCACUGCUGUAAAAACCCAAUUGCUUAAGCUGAAACGUCUGCUACAUCAGAAUGAUGGGAAUGGCUCACAAGAUGUUCAGCUGUCAUUGCCGUCAAGUCCAGAACCAGAACCAGAGGUUGGGGAUCAGAUAUAUAAGAAUGAAGAUCUGUUAAAUGAGAUAAAACUUCUUAAAGAAGAAUUAAAGAAGAAGGAUGAAAAAAUCCAGCAGUUGGAGCAACAGCUCGCCACUAGGUGUAAAUGUCACCAGAAUUCUAAAGGGGAGAAGUGCACAUAUGUUGAUAAAUACACACAAACAUCCUGGAGAAGAAUUUCUGGUGGGUAUUCUGCUCCCUCCUUCUCUCCUUGGCAGGGCUCAUUCCAAGGAAGCCCUCGGACUGUACCACCGCACCGCAGACAGACCUCAAGUACUACAGCCUUCCAGCAACCUUCCCAGGCCCACCGACCACGCCCAGGGAAAGCUAAUAAAGCCACAACACAUCGAGGCCCACAGUGAAAGUCCUAUUGUGGGCUUACAUCAGGAUGUUGAACGUCUAAAUGAAAAUUUUGCAGAUGAUUUUCAACAAAAAAGUGAUUAUGGCCUCACAGAACUGCCCCAGUCAUUAAAAUCACCAUUAAUUAUGAAGGAAUUUGCUACGAAUAAACCUUCUGAAGAACACCCGAGUAUGACAGGGAAUGUUUCAAAGCCUAAUCAGUUGACUGGUAAUAAAACGAGUGAACUGGAAUCUGCACCCUCUUUCCAAGUGAGUACAGGAGAAGACCAAGCUCAGAAAGCUGUGAAAAAUCAGCCUUUGCCCACAGCUGGUACUACCCAUCCAAAGGCCUUGCAGCUUCAAAAGCCAUCAGUCGAGAAUUCUUUGGUACCUUGUCCAGGGACCAUUUCUGAAUCAUCUCACGCUAGACCAACAGCUUGCAAGACAUCAGAGUUAACAACAUGUAAUCCAGCAAAACUUCAAACGACGAGUCAGAUGAGCUUAAUAAGUAAGCUGAAUCAGAAAACUUCUAAACUUCGCCCACCUUCAGUCUCCUCUCUUAAACAGAAGCAAAUAAUAAGCAGUCCCAAACAAGACCCUCAGAACUUCCAAGGCAAGACAAACAUCCCAAGGCCACUGACACAAAGAAAAGAGAUCAUGCAACAUCAGACUGCCAAUUUCCACUCUGGGGAUUGUUUGACCUCUAAACGGUAUUCUCGUCUCCCUAAGCCAAAGAUACAUUAAGGACAUAAUCAUCACAUGCCCGUUCUUUGGAAAGAUUUGUUCAUUCUAUGAUUGUUUUCCAUACAUCUGAUUCCCAUGGUGAAGGCACUAUUAAAAAGCCUGCAAGUCUUGAUAUUAAAAUUUAGAAGCUUCGAUUAGUUUGGCUAUUCAAUUCCAUAACCUAGUUGAAGCUUACGCCAUCUGAACAUUCAUUGUCUCAGGUAAACACAGAUGUUUGCUUUUCCGUCUCAAAGGCCUGCAGAAGAAACUUCAGUUUGUUACUUCCCACAGAAAAAUUUAUGCUUUACCACUGUAUUCUACUAAAUAUUCAAGGUGUAUGGUUUGCUGACAUAGUCCUUUUUUAAUAAUUCUUAUUAAUCAUGAUUAUUUAAAAUGUGAGUCUUUUUUGUUUACCCCAACCUUUGAAUAUAACCCCUGUUUAAAAGGCUAGAGAUGUUGGUGGAAAUGCCCAUCUCUAUGCAGGUUAUUGGCUCGUACUGUAUUUCAGAGGCCUCUGUAAAAUCUCCAUGGUCAUCUAAAGAACUCAAGCUUUUUGGCAGGUUACUAAUGUAUGUUAUAUUUUUCUCUUGCAAAAAUCAACAAAUCUUUUAAUUGGCUUAUCUUCCCUGGCCUUCUCCGGGUAUCAGGCAAAUCUCCCAGGAUGGAGGGCAUCAUAUUAUGUAUAAACAUCUAUGCAUUGCUGUAACAUCUCAUCAGCAUAAUUUUUACGUUCAGCUGAUGUUGUUACUGGGUAAAUUUUGAAAAUGGAGCUGAAGAUGCAUCUAUUUGCAAAACUUGAAGAUGCUAAGAGUUUUGCUGGUGAUUGAGUCUUGAACUUAAAAGGUUAAGGAUUCAUGAUACCUGUGUUUAAGGUUCUACAUAAUAUAUUUUAAAUUAGAUCUUUUAACUUUAUUAUAAUAUUUGUAUUUAUUGACUUUCUGCUAAUAUCAGAAGACUCUGAAGUACCUGACUUGAAAUGUUUGCACAAAACUUUGAUGUAUGUAUAGGGAUUUAAAACUAUUUUGCAUAAUAAAAAUUGUGUUUGAUAAGUAAUAUUUUGAGAAAAAUCACAGAUUUGCUUUAAGCAAGCCCAUGAUAUCAUGAGAAGAGCUGGUACUCUUAAGAGCUUUGAUUUUGCUUUUCUAUGCUUUUUAGCUUUCUUCCUUGUUUAUAUGGGGGUGUGCGCAUGAGCGACAAAUUUUUUGGGAGGCGGUUAGAAACUGAGGAGGCUUGUGCAAGAACUAGAGCUGGGGAGGGAAGAGUCUUUUGCUAAAAUGUUUGACAGAUGCUCUCAGUUACUUUUUUUUCUUUUACAAGGCAGCUGUGGGACCGAGAAGUUAGUGCAUGCACAGAUCUAGUGGUGUUUGCGUGCCAUGAGGCUACAGAUUUCCUCUUGUAUUUCUCCAUUAAUGGCAUCAGUCUGGAGUAAUAUUUUCCAAGAGAGGUAACCAUUACAAAGUGCUGUGGAUGGUCAGAAACAUUGGGUCAGGCUUUUUUGUUUGUUAGUACCUGCUGACCACUAAUUAAAGGGAAUAUGUCCAGGAAAUCAGUUACAUGUAUUCCCAGUGAUUCCUUUAAUAAUAAUAUACUGGUGAGAAGUAACUAUCCCUUUGGGAAAAAAAUAGGCAAAUAUUUGUCCUUUUUUUGCUUGAAAUUAUAAAAUGCAAUUUGUCCCCAUGUUUGCUAACUCAUCUUUCAUUCUGAAUUGUCAGAAAACCAUUCACAUGCACAUUUUUGAAGGUAUAUGAGCCACAUGUGUUUAGGCCUUCCUGAUAAGAACAAAUACACACACACACACACACACACACACACACAACCCCUCAAAAAUGGUUUACCUUUGCCAUAACUUCUAACUGAGAAACAUCAGUAUUACAGCAGGUUCCUGAUAUAUCCAUUAUGGUCAUUUUAAGGUAAUCAGACCUAUCAGCAAGGCACCUUAAUGUUCAUUAAUGGAGACAGGCUCUUGGGGCUUAAAGUGUGGAAAAGAUUGGUCCUUUUCCUUUAUGAAAAUUAAAAAUACUUGUAUAGGUGCAGAUGACUUUAAAAGCAUUGAUUAGAGCAUUAGGUAGUUAAAUCUUUUAGAAUGCUUCAAAUGGUAAUCAUUGCUGAAGCCCAUUUGCAUUUGUCUUUUUGUUAUUUUCAUUUGUGCAAUAUUGUCAGGAGAAUGAGACUGCUGUUCAAUGUGUUUGAAUAGGGAUGAGAGCCUUUACUAACUAUUUUAACAAGUGAAAAAAUACAAGGAAAAAAAAAUCCGAUUUGCACUUUAAAUGAGCUUUAUUGCUUACAGUUGUGCCUAAAGUAAUCAAAAAGCCCCCUAUUGUAUGUGACUAUUUUUGUUUGUUUGAAAUAAAUCUCCCUGUAAUUGUUGCUGUUUGAAGGCAUCUGUACAGCACUGAACAAAGCUAUUAUACCACCUUGCAUGUCACUUUUUCACUAUGUUUUCUUUGUAUGUUCCUUUGUUUUCCCAUGUUUUUGACCUGAUAACAUACCAUGGAAUCUUUUUCUUUCCUCUAACUUCCACUUUCACAUACUCCCAUAGUCUAGUAUGCUACAGAUUAGAUGUAUAAUCUCAAUUUAUGAGCACAGUAGUCAUCAUUUCCUUGAUUUCAUAUUCACUGGGAAUGUACUUUAGAAUCCCUAAACACAAUUGAAAUGAGAAUCAAUAAGCCUGCACAAAUUCACAAUUUUUCAUGCUGCUAAAGGGGUUGGAUUCUUUGGGGAUGGAUACAGUGACAUGCAUGUAUGUCCCAUAAACACAUUUUGAAAUUCCUCAUGGACUUAACAUCAAUAUGAAGGGGGAUUGGAGGAAACCACGUUCUUUUUUUUUAAUUCUUAUGCUCAAAGUGCAUUUUCAAAUGAACCUUCCAUAUCGUCUCUUUCAUUUCAAUGUGGCAGCAUGAGUUUUGAUACAUUAUGGAAAGUUUAAAUUUAAAAAUAAUCUAAAUUUUGUCAUUAAACAUGCAGUAUACUUUUGAUCACUGCUGUGAUAAAGCUGCUUCACUGCCUCCUUAGAUGUCAAAUUAUCACAAUAAAAAUGCCAAAUCCAAUAACAUUCUAUUAUUUAAAGUCUUAUGUUCGAUGCUAGCUAUAAGACAAAAAUACAACCAUUAAUACUUUCAGUGUUCGUUUUUCCCUUUGUCUUUUUUUUAAAUCCAUCCAGAGUAUAUACUGUAUAUUGCAAUUUGCUUGUAAAGUAGAAAACCCUUAUGUAAAGACUCUUUCCUGAAAGUGUUGCUAUAGUGAAUAAAAAUAAAACGGAUAAUUAUAAAUAUCA
Messenger RNA from Trichosurus vulpecula (common brushtail), 6869 nucleotides. It is a transcript of the gene CCSER2, whose product is annotated as coiled-coil serine rich protein 2. Gene Ontology annotation, biological process: microtubule bundle formation. The coding region runs from base 361 to 2895 and encodes 844 amino acids. Gene Ontology annotation, cellular component: microtubule cytoskeleton. The record is from RefSeq and is a predicted model, not a curated record. NCBI's taxonomy places the organism in Eukaryota, Metazoa, Chordata, Mammalia, Diprotodontia, Phalangeridae. Gene Ontology annotation, molecular function: microtubule binding. The transcript has 11 exons.